This is a messenger RNA of Megalopta genalis, 1224 nucleotides long. It is a transcript of the gene nero, whose product is annotated as deoxyhypusine hydroxylase nero. Gene Ontology annotation, molecular function: deoxyhypusine monooxygenase activity. The record is from RefSeq and is a predicted model, not a curated record. Lineage: Eukaryota; Metazoa; Arthropoda; Insecta; Hymenoptera; Halictidae. Gene Ontology annotation, biological process: peptidyl-hypusine biosynthetic process.
UCUUCUGUUUUUGAAGUCUGCUGUACACACUUUAUGACAGUAUCCACGUUUUUUAGGUUAGAUUAGUCAUGUGAUACAGUGUCCACAUGUCAAUAAUAUGGUAUCAACAAAUUAUUAAUGUUGCUAGACAUCCUGUUUAAAGUAAAUAUCCACGAUUACAAAUUGAAACAGAAAUGUUAGAAGUGAGUGAUAAUCAAAUAACAGCAACAGGUCGCGUUUUGAACGACAAAAAUCGGCCGUUGAAGGAAAGAUUCCGUGCAUUAUUUACUCUAAAAAAUGUGGGAGGUUCCAAAGCCAUCGAGCAAAUUCAUAACUGUUUUAAAGACGACUCUGCAUUACUAAAACACGAACUAGCAUAUUGUCUCGGCCAAAUGCAAGAUACAUUAGCGAUACCAAUCCUCACAGAAGUACUAAAAGAUGUAUCCCAAGAACCAAUGGUCCGCCACGAAGCAGGGGAAGCUUUGGGUGCAAUUGGAGAUGUUAGUGUAAUUCCAAUCUUGGAAGAGUACAGCAAGGACUGUGUACCAGAAGUGGCAGAAACUUGUCAGUUAGCAUUAAACCGAAUGCAAUGGUUAAAGUCAAAUGAUGUCUCAACGAAUUCUAAAAGGAGUCCUUACAUGUCGGUGGAUCCAGCCCCACCAACAGAUAUUUCUGAUGUUCAAAAAUUAAAGAAUAUUCUUUUAAAUGAAGACAUUUCUUUAUUUGAAAGAUACCAAGCUAUGUUCUCAUUAAGGAAUAUCUGUACACCUGAAAGCAUUCUUGCUCUCUGUGAAGGUUUAAAAGCUGACAGUGCUCUGUUCAGACAUGAGAUAGCCUUUGUUCUUGGACAAUUGCAGGAAGAAAUCACUGUACCAUAUUUGCAAGCUUCGCUAGAAGAUGAAAAUGAGAAUGAGAUGGUUCGACAUGAGUGUGCUGAGGCUCUAGGCUCCAUAGCGACUCCAGAUUGUUUUAGUAUUUUAAAUAAAUAUUUGAAUGACAGCAAAAGAGUUGUACGCGAGAGCUGCAUAAUUGCUUUAGACAUGUGCGAGUAUGAGAACAGUUCCGAAUUUCAAUAUGCAGAUACAUUGUGUAAAGUCUCUGCAUAAGAGCGUACUUAAAUGCGAAAAAUUUAUGUAAUAAAUCUAUUGCGAAAAGAGCAUAAUUUUACAUCCAUACAAUAUAGUAUUACUACACUACGUUUAUAUGUAAAUAUUAUGUGCAACAAAUAAAUGAUAUUUCAGACGA